CUAGUUCUCGUGAAGGAUGCCGGGAGCCGCCUUAUAUGUAACAGUGCGUUAGCUGCUCGCUGCCAGUGUGAGAGUGCGCUCUAGCAGGGACUGUGACAGACAAUGGCGGAAGGGGACAACAGGAGUGCCAAUCAGCUGGCUGCGGAGACCGCCAGCCUUGAAGAGCAUUUUCAAGGAUGGGGUGAAGUGAUUCUGGUGACCGAUCGUGUUCUUCGUUGGGAGAAGCCAUGGUUCCCAGCAGCUAUAAUGGGAGCUGUUUCUUUUCUAUUUCUGAUGAUCUAUUACUUGGAUCCGUCUGUCCUCUCUGGUAUAUCCUGCUUUGUCAUGUGCCUGUGUUUGGCUGAUUAUCUUGUUCCAACACUUGCUCCCAGGAUUUUUGGCUCAAACAAAUGGACCACUGAGCAGCAACAAAGGUUCCAUGAGAUUUGCAGCAACCUUGUAAAAACACGAAGGCGAAUUGUUGGUUGGUGGAAACGUUUGUUUGUCCUGAAGGAGGAAAAACCCAAAAUGUACUUUAUGUCAAUGAUAAGUGCUCUUGCUGUGGUUGCAUGGAUUGGACAGCAAGUUCAUAACCUAUUGCUCACAUAUCUUAUUGUGAGCUUUCUGCUUAUGCUUCCUGGCCUCAACAAACAUGGCAUUAUCACAAAGUACGUUGGAAUGGGGAAGCGAGAAAUAAACAAAUUACUCAAGCAGAAAGAAAAGAAGAACGAAUGAGAAGAUUUGCCCUGUUCAAAAUGGAAGUUCCUGUGGGAUCAUUUGUUUUCUCAAAUAUUUGUGUUUUGGAAGGAGAAAUGUCUGACCUUGCUGUCAGUUCCCCAGUAACUGCCAAUGCUGUAUCGUUUUUAAACUGGUUGCACUGAAACUUUUCAAGUUUCUUUAGUGUACAGUGUCAAGAUUCCUUGAAGAGUAUUUUAAAAACUGCUGUAACAAUGGUCUGUCCUGUCUCUGAAUUCCGCUGUCAUGAAUGCAAGAACUGCUCAUACUACUUUUUAUUUGUCAUUUUCCUUGUAAAUAUAAUUUCCAUGUCCCCGUGUAAUGCUGGUUUUGGUUGUUGUCUUCCUGUUGUGAAUUAAUGUAAUAAACUUAGGUUAUUAAAGUAA
Messenger RNA from Xenopus tropicalis (tropical clawed frog), 1100 nucleotides. RefSeq names its product ARL6 interacting reticulophagy regulator 1 (gene arl6ip1). Gene Ontology annotation, cellular component: endoplasmic reticulum; membrane. Lineage: Eukaryota; Metazoa; Chordata; Amphibia; Anura; Pipidae. The record is from RefSeq and is marked validated.